UGAGCUAGACAGAGGAUUGCCUGCUGCCGCUUCAGGGAGUUGUUUUUAAUAAAACUAACAUAUUUCCUGCUUUUUUUUUUUUUUUUUCUUCUUCUUCUUCGUGUAACCUAUUUUGGACGCAUUCAAACUCUGCGGGGAAGUAAAUGUUUCUGUUUUUUUGUUGACUGAGUCAAGUGGGGAACUCUUCACUGCAAUUAACUGGUGCGGGUCCGUGUCUGUGUGCUGAGAGCCGGCAGUGUGCGGCGGUCUGCUGAGCCUCCGCCGGACGACUUUACACUAGUUUGUUUGUCUCUGCAGCGCUAACCGGAAUACGUCGGAUAGUACACACACACAGACACACACACACACACCUCCGGAGUGAUUGAGGAGGCUCGUGUCUUUUGGUUUCUCACCUGGUACCGACCUUAACCCGGCUCCCCCCUCCUCCCUCCUCCCCUCCGGCUAAUGAGCCGUUCCCCGUGUUUUUCCGGUUGAUUUACGCCCCGCGCUGCCGCUGGAGCGGAGGAACAGACAACGAGCAGAGGAGCAGAGGAGCAGAGGCGGCGUUUUGUGUGAUUAUUAACGAGAGUUUGGUCGGAACAAUAACCGGCCGAUGGAUCCGAGCCCGUGAUCCGGAGCACCCUACAGCCACACUGCGCCCUCGUUUGAUCCCUUGAAGCGGGGUUUUUUUUCUUCUUCAUACCAAGGAAACGGUUGCAUCCUCCCGGAGACAACAAUGUUUCCCCAGGGGCGACACCCGACGCCCCACCAGGCUCCAGGCCAGCCCUUCAAGUUCACCAUCCCAGAGUCACUGGACCGCAUCAAGGAGGAGUUCCAGUUUCUUCAGGCCCAGUACCACAGCCUCAAGAUGGAGUGUGAGAAGCUGGCCAGUGAAAAGACAGAGAUGCAGAGGCAUUAUGUCAUGUACUAUGAGAUGUCAUAUGGCCUCAACAUCGAAAUGCACAAACAGACUGAGAUUGCCAAGAGACUAAACACCAUCUGUGCACAAGUCAUUCCCUUCCUCUCACAGGAGCAUCAACAGCAAGUGGUCCAAGCUGUGGAGCGAGCCAAACAGGUGACCAUGGCGGAGCUAAAUGCUGUCAUCGGGGUACGUGGACUGCCAGGCCUUCCACCUACACAGCACCUAUCCCAUAACCACAGUGGUGCCCCUGUGCCCCUCACCCCUCACCCUGCCAGCCUCCAUCCCUCCCAGCUGGGUGGUUCAGCUGGUCUCCUGGCUCUAUCGGGAGGACUCGGUGGUAUUCCUCCCCACAUGUUGGGAAAAGAUAGUGGCGAUAAAAAGCCCCACAUGUCCGGAGCAGACUCGCAUCCUUCAGGAGCCGACCACCUGAGAGAACGUGAGCCCGGCACAAGUAACUCAUUGCUGCCAGAAAGUCUUAGGAAUUCCGACAAGCGACGCAACGGACCUGACUUUCCAAACGACACCAAGAAACGCAAGGUUGAGGACAAGGACUCUAGCCACUAUGACAGUGACGGGGAGAAAAGUGAUGAUAAUUUAGUAGUGGAUGUCUCGAAUGAGGAUCCAGCCUCCCCCCGUGGAACGCCUCUCCCCUCCCCUAGAGAAAAUGGCCUGGAUAAAGCACGUCUUCUCAAGAAAGACCCCUGUAGUCCAGCAUCUACUGCAUCAUCAGCCAGCUCCUCCUCCCUCAAGUCCAAAGAGAUGGCAAUGCGAGACAAGGCAGGAACACCUGGACUAAAGUCAAGCACACCCACACCUAGAGGUGACUCCACCCCUGGUCCAAGCUCCACUCCUGGAAUCCGGCCCAGUCUAUCAAAACCCCCAUCCAUGGAGAUACCUCAUCCACCCACUGCAGGUUUGCGGACCCCCCUAGCUGUCCCCGGCCCAUACCCGGGUGCAUUUGGUAUGUUGCCCCAUGCAGCAGGGAUGAACGGGGAGCUGGCAGGGGCAGCCAGCGCUGCGGCCUAUGCUGCUGGGUUGCACAACAUGUCACCUCAGAUGAGUGUUGCUGCCGCAGCCGCUGUGGCUGCGUACGGCCGCUCACCUAUGGUUGGUUUUGAUCCUCAUCCUCACAUGCGAGUUCCUGGAAUGCCUCCCAGUCUGUCAGGAAUCCCUGGUGGCAAACCGGCUUAUUCUUUUCACGUGGCGGCCGAUGGACAGAUGCAGCCGGUACCGUUCCCUCCGGAUGCUUUGGUUGGCCCAGGGAUUCCUCGCCACGCCCGUCAGAUCAACACACUGAACCAUGGGGAAGUGGUGUGCGCCGUUACCAUCAGUAACCCGACCCGACAUGUUUACACAGGAGGGAAGGGUUGCGUCAAGGUCUGGGACAUUAGUCACCCAGGAAACAAGAGCCCAGUGUCGCAGCUUGACUGUCUGAACCGAGACAACUAUAUCCGCUCCUGUCGUCUCCUCCCUGAUGGUCGGACACUGAUUGUUGGAGGUGAAGCGAGCACGCUAUCAAUCUGGGAUUUGGCCACGCCCACUCCCAGGAUUAAGGCAGAGUUAACAUCAUCAGCACCGGCAUGUUACGCUCUGGCCAUUAGCCCGGACUCCAAGGUCUGCUUCUCUUGCUGCAGCGACGGAAACAUUGCGGUCUGGGAUUUACACAAUCAGACGCUAGUUAGGCAGUUCCAGGGCCACACAGAUGGAGCCAGCUGUAUUGACAUCUCCAACGAUGGCACCAAGCUGUGGACCGGAGGCCUCGAUAACACCGUCCGCUCCUGGGAUCUGAGAGAGGGAAGGCAGCUGCAGCAGCAUGACUUUACAUCACAGAUCUUCUCUCUUGGCUACUGUCCGACAGGAGAGUGGCUCGCUGUAGGAAUGGAGAGCAGCAACGUCGAGGUCCUUCACGUCACCAAGCCUGACAAAUACCAGCUCCACCUACACGAGAGCUGUGUACUCUCCCUCCAGUUUGCUUACUGUGGUAAAUGGUUUGUGAGCACAGGAAAGGAUAACUUACUGAAUGCAUGGAGAACGCCCUAUGGAGCCAGCAUAUUCCAGUCUAAAGAAUCUUCUUCGGUGUUAAGCUGUGACAUAUCUGUGGACGACAAGUACAUCGUCACUGGUUCAGGGGACAAGAAGGCCACUGUUUACGAGGUCAUCUACUAAAAUCAUGGAAAGAAAACAAGGACAUUCCUUCCUUUCCACACAGCAGAGAGGUUUCAAGACAUUUUCAAGUGGAGCCAGAAAUCGCAAACACGAGUGACCUUGAUGGCACUUUCUAUUUCUGUUAUAUCUGCCGAGGUGACACAGAAAGGAGACAAACAUUUUACAUGCACACAUCUGUUGUGAUUUUGUUCAUGACUCCAUAUCAGCUGGGAAAUAACUGGAGAAGCUGGAUGUUUAAUGGAAGGAGACGGAAUAUCUGGAUGUUCUUGUCUCUACUGCUUUCUGCUACGGACUGCGAGGGGAACAUUUACAGGGACCAAACAAUGACUGGCACUGCAUUGUUUUGACUGGGACCAGCUCUUUGGGAGAACACUGCACCGAAUAUUAGAUUUUAAAACAAACUUGAUUCAGUGUCAUGACCAGGGGCAGAGACCCUAGAAGGAACACUCAAACCAGGUGGUCGAAUAUGUAAACAAAUGUCAGACGGAAAGAGGAGAAUGUGGACAGAACCUGACAAAAUACUGGAGAGAUGGAGGAGGACAGUGAUUUAAGAACAUGUUGGUUUGUAUUUUGUUGCAGACAGACAAUGCUCAAUGCCUGUUGAUCUCUCAGCUCUGACUCUCUGACCUUAGAACCUCAGCUUGCUGUUCUGAUACGCCUACACUGAAAAGUACCUUUUAUGUCUUGACAGUAAGUCUUAUCCUCAAUAAACUGCACUGUAGUGGUAGAUGUCAACCUACACACUUAGUACACACAAAAACAUAACAGUUUAAAACAUACUGAAGCCAUGUUGACUUGUCUAGCCUCAUGCUACUGUUGAUUUCUCUGAUGGGUUGGUUUGAUCGUCAUGAGAUUGUCAAUUUUUAUAAUUCCUAUCUGUUUCAGAUGCCACCAAAACGUAUUCACGUCCUUUGGAGAAAAAUUAGCUCAAAAGAGAAUUUACUCUCAAUGUUGCUACAGAAAGCUUAACUCCCAGACUUUUCUUUUUGUUCUCUAUUUCCUAUGAUCAGGCUUGAAAGACCAAUUAUUGGAAACCUGAAGGGAAAAAAAAGUUUCAAAGAUUGAAAUAAUCCUCAAUUCUCUUGAUACGUGUUUUCUAGUGUACCUUUUUCUACAGAUUUAUUUCCAAACUUAUAUUUUUUUCACAUAGCUGUACUCCACAAGCAACAUAAGCCUUCAUAAUGUUAUUUCUUUUGUUAACUGUUGAUCCCUGACCCUCUAUACUUGAGCCACAGUGUGUGUCACCAGCUGCAGAUCCCCACCUUCACUUGCGCUUUAACUGAAAAGACCUGAAAACAUUUUAGAGACUCGGUACUGAUCAUUGCUCAGCUGGCUAUAGCUUCAGAUUUACAAACAGUCACUUUGAUACGGUCUUGUUAAAGUUGAGAUAUAACCCUGCUGUUUUAAUGCAGUUCAUUUGACUGUGCCCGCUUUACAAUAAGUUUAUAGGUUGAGGUUAUGAUUAGAAAUAAUAGUCUCAAAGUAUUUUUCCCCUUCAUUUUAAGUGAAGUAACAUUUUCUACCACAUUCACUUAACAAACCUCUUAAAAACAGAUUUUCCUUUUCUUUUAAAAAACUGUCACUUCUUUUUGCUAAUGUUGUUGAAUGUGGGGCAUUUGUGAAAUUGCCUUGAGAAGUACAACUGUGUCAUGUUGUCUUUUUACUUUGCAAAGAAGAUUAAAGACCACAAGCAAGAUUUAGUUAUUAGUCAAAAGUCUUAGAGAGAAAAGCGCAGUUGUCUUUCAGCUUCAGGAAGGACUCAGUCAGUUUCAGCCAUUAAUUUCAUGACCUUAUUUUUGUCUGUUGAAUGUUUGUAAAAAUGUAAAUAUUUUUUUUUUCAUACAGGACAUGCUUUAGAAAUAACAAACUGUUUUUGUACGUCUUUUACAUGGAAAAGAAAUGUCUAAUCAGGAGAAAUACUAAAUGGUCUUAAUGCUAGCUAAUCUAAAAUGAUUAAAAUA
Molecule: messenger RNA, 5028 nt
Organism: Anoplopoma fimbria (sablefish)
Lineage: Eukaryota; Metazoa; Chordata; Actinopteri; Perciformes; Anoplopomatidae
Product: transducin-like enhancer protein 1
Exons: 20
Coding region: 716-3067 (783 amino acids)
Biological process (GO): negative regulation of canonical Wnt signaling pathway; regulation of DNA-templated transcription
Cellular component (GO): transcription regulator complex; nucleus
Molecular function (GO): transcription corepressor activity; protein binding
Source: RefSeq, a predicted model, not a curated record